AUGUCCGCACAAGCAGACUCGCGCCAAGCUGCCAGCACGCUCUCGGAUCCGCCCGAGCAGGGAACGCUCGCCUACGCUUAUCGUCGAUCCGUCGUUGCACUUCAAAGCGUAUUCGGCGGCAACACCGACUCGCAGUACGCCGAACGAGAGCCGUUGCUCAACGGUCAAGACCAACAGGACAACAACGGUGCCGCCUCUGCUUCCAAUGGCGGCUACGGCGCCGUCGCCUCGUCAUCACGCACCGAUUCGUCGUCGCGCGCUCGCAUCCGCAAACCCAAAAAGGUCGUCUCGCAGAGCAAGGUGGAAGCAAAGGUCUGGUUCGCCAACGAGCGUACCUGGAUCUCCUGGUUGCGUGUCUCGAUCCUCAUUGGUUCAUUUGCGCUUGCGCUCUUCAACUCGGACACCUUCUUCAAGAACCACAACGAUCAUCACCCCGGUCACAAGUCCGACUACCUCAGCUCGGGCUCCAUCAAGGCGUUCGGUGCCGUCUACGCCGGUAUCGCCGUGCUCACACUUCUUUGGGGUCUGUACAGCUACCAACGAAGAGUGACUCUCAUCAAGACAAAAUAUCCGGGCAACUUUGACGACCUCAUCGGCCCUCCUCUCAUCUGUGCUGCUCUCUUCAUCGCCGUGCUGCUCAACUUUAUCAUUCGAGUCAAGCAGCACGACUACGAGUCGCACCAUUGA
Messenger RNA from Pseudozyma hubeiensis SY62, 687 nucleotides. RefSeq names its product vacuole fusion non-autophagic-related protein. The transcript has a single exon. Lineage: Eukaryota; Fungi; Basidiomycota; Ustilaginomycetes; Ustilaginales; Ustilaginaceae. Gene Ontology annotation, cellular component: fungal-type vacuole membrane; vacuolar transporter chaperone complex. The record is from RefSeq and is a predicted model, not a curated record. The coding region runs from base 1 to 687 and encodes 228 amino acids.